AGAGCCCAACCCUGCAAGAGCCCUGUCCCUGGGAACUUAAAAAACGAAUGAGCAGCUGGCAGUUUCUGUGGAGACAAUCUCUGUUUUGAAUGGAGGAACUCCGUGCGUGGGUCCUUGGUGACUAGCAGAUGCCAGACCAAUUACCUACCAGGAAUGGAGGGGAGGAGAGAAUGUCCAUUUCUCCACAUCAUGCCCAGGAGGCUGUGGGAGGUUACAGUGGUAAACACCUAUUGAUAUUGUCCCGUGUAUUUUACACUAAGUCUUCAGAAGUUUAACUUGGCCAGACCUGACAGAAGCCUGAUCUGGACCUUCGCAGACCUUCUCAUUUAAGUCUCCAACUCACAGUCUCCUCUCCCACUGCCGGAAACACCCCUCCAGGGCCCUUCGCCAGUUGCCAAUGUACCAGCUGACAGCCAUCCCCGCAAGUGCCCUUGUAGAUGAGCCAGUUCACAUCCGAGCAGCAGGCCUGCCCCCACUGGAGAUGGUGACGCUCAAGGCAUCGCUAAAGGAUGAGAAAGGGAAUCUGUUCCGGUCCAAAGCCUACUAUAGGGCUAACGAGGCGGGGGAGCUGGACCUGCAGCAGAGCCCUUCACUUGGGGGCGACUAUGUGGGCGUCCACCCGAUGGGCCUCUUCUGGUCUCUGAAGCCUGAGAAGUCUUUCAAGAGGCUGUUAAAGCAGGAUGUGAUGAACAGCCCCUUUUGGGUCACUCUGGACCUCUGUGACUCAGUUAGUCUGGAUGAGUCGACCAUGAGCCAGCCCAGGGCCAGCCAGAAGGUGCAGCGAUGGUUCUCCGUCCCCGGGAUGCAGCGGCUGCAGGUCCGAGAAGGUCGCGUGCGAGGAGCCCUUUUUCUACCUCCAGGGGAAGGCCCUUUCCCAGGAAUCAUUGAUUUAUUUGGGGGCAUUGGGGGUCUGAUUGAAUUUCGGGCCAGUCUUUUGGCGGCCCGUGGCUUUGCCGUCCUGGCAUUAGCCUAUAUCGCCUAUGAAGAUCUGCCCAAAUGUCCAAUGGAGGUGGACCUGGAAUAUUUUGAGGAAGCUGCCAACUUGCUACUCGCUCAUCCCAAGAUCCAAAGGCCAGGAAUUGGAGUGAUUGGCGUGAGCAAAGGUGCAGAGAUCGGGCUGGCCAUGGCCUGCUUCUUAAAGCAGGUGGUAGCCACCAUCUGCAUCAAUGGGAGCACUGCCAUCUUUCACUUUCCGCUCAAGUAUAAGGAUAUGGUUAUAAGGCCCAUCUGCUUAUUUAUAGAACGCAUACAGAUGGACGUCUUGGGGCUUGUGCGGUUCCUCCACCUUGCCGGGGACCCCCAGGAUGAGCAGAAUCAGCAGAGUGUGCUUCCUCUUGAAAAGGCCCAGGGUCCGAUCCUCUUCAUAGUAGGAGAGAAUGACGAAUGCACCAAAAGCAGAGAAUAUGCUGAGCAGGCCCUUCACCGGCUGUGGAGCCACGGGAGAAACGAUGGAAGGAUGCUGGCAUAUCCUGGGGCAGGCCACCUCAUAGAGCCGCCCUAUGGGCCCCUGUGCUAUGCUUCCCGAAACUACAACACUCCCUGGCCCGUUGUCUGGGGAGGGGACCCUCCCGCUCACUCGGCAGCGCAGGAGCACUCCUGGGAGGAGAUCCAGAAAUUCUUCAGGCAACACCUUGUUCAGACCAGGAGCAAACUCUGAGCAAGGGCUAAGGCUGGUGUCGGGGCGGUGAGGCACCAAAGUGACAAUAAGGCAGGAGGGUGUUUAGAUUCACAAUUAUCUUGAUUAACUGGAAGGAAAUUGGAUAAAAUCAAGGGACCAGAACACAGGUCAUCUUAAGUAUUUCUGACACAUUUAUAUGUGCUUUGCAUUUUUUGUAAAUCGAAUCUUAGUUUAUAUGCAUGAGGAUACAUUGCUAUUUCAAAACUGUGAUACCCUUGCAAAUUGAAUAAUCUUUUGUACCCCUAUUAGGGAUAUCUUGGAUCCAAGAAUUGCCAAUCUAGAUAAACUCUCUGGAACUUUACUUGUGGAAAUGUGUUUUCUGCUUAAAAUAUUUUGAGUUGAGUUUCUGACAUUUUAUAUGAAAAGUUUUAAUACCCCCAUCACAUGUAACGCUUGCUCUAGAUUUCCAGUAGAAAUUUAUGGAUUUUUCUUAGAAUAGUUUUUUACUCCUAAAAUAUAUUUCUUCUUUACAGUUUUAAUCAGGAAUGGAAUUGAAUACAGUCAUGUGUCAUUGUAGCAUUUAUUGAAAUUUAAUUAAUAUAUUUAAAACAAUUAGAGCAAUACUUGGCAUGUAGCAAUUACUAUAACAGGGUUAGUUAUUAUUUCCAUAAUGAUUUCUUCUUUUAAUCUGUUAGGUGAAUUGCAUAUAUUAUGGACAAAUUUUGCUUAUUCAUCUCAUUUUAAUAGGUAAAUUUCUCACACUGACUAAUUGCAGUUUUAAAAUUUCUUUUGGAGCCAACCUGGCCAUUUAUGUUUUCUCAGAAUUUCACACAUAUUUUCUAGAACACGAAAAAUGGGCAGAGGGCCUGAAUAGACUUUUUUCAAAAGAAGACAUACACUUAGCCAAUAGGCACAUGAAAAUAUCCUCCACAGCACUAGUCAUCAGGGAAAUGCAAAUCAAAACAAAGAAAUAUCGCUUCACACGAGUCAGCAUGGCUACUGGCCAAAAGACAAGAAAUACGUGUUGGCAAGGAUGUGGAGAAAACGGAACCCUCCUACUCGCAGGCAGGAGGGUGAUAGGUAGAAGGCAUGUAAAUUCAUGCAGCCACUGCGGAAAACAAUAUGGAGGUUCCUCAAAAAACUAAAACUAGAAAUACCACAUGACUCAGCAAUUCCACUUCUGGAAACUUAUCCACAGAAAACAAAAUCACUAAUUCGAGAAGAUAUAUGCGCUCCUAUAUUCACUGCAGCAUUAUUUACCAUAACAAAGAUAUGGAAGCAACCAAAGUGUCUAUCAAUAGAUGAAUGGAUAAAGAAGAUGUAAUUCAUAAGCACAAUGGAAUAUUACUGAGCCAAAGAAAAAGAAGGAAACCUUGCCAUUCGUGACAACAUGGAUUGCCUUAGAGUGUAUCAUGCCAAGUGAAACAAGCCAGGCAGAGAAGACAAAUACCAUAUAUAUGAUCUUACUUCUAUGUGGAGGCUAAAAAAUAAAUAUGGACAACAGACUGUUGGUUACCAUAGGGAGGGGGCUGGGGGAUGAGUGAAAUAUGUGAAGGGGAUAAAAAGGUACAAACUGCAAAUUGUAAAAUAAGUUAGUCAUAGGACUGGAAGUACAACAUAGAGAAUAUAAUCAAUAAUAUUGUAAUAUCUUAGUAUGGUAAGAGAAGUACCCUUUUGUGGCAAGCAUCUAGUGAUAUAUAUAAUUUUCGAGCCACUAUAUUAUACAUUGAAACUAAUAUUGUAUAUCAACUUUAUUCCAAUAAAGAAUAACAAAAAAAGCAAGCAAGAAAACUGAGCUAUUGAAAGGCCUUUCUAGAAAUGAGAUGGAGACCUCUUUGCUACCCCUGUGAUUUACAUGUACAAUGGAGGAUUUUCUUAACAUAGUUUAGAUAAAUUUGUUAACAUUUUUCAGACUAAACAGCAAAACGAAAAGAGACUUAAGAGUCUUAUCAACCAAAUGCUAUGUGUGGGCCUGGUUUGAACAAAGUGUAAAAAGACAUUUUUGGGACAAUUAGAGAAAUAUGAACAUGGACUGGAUAUUAAAUGAUGCUAAGAAAUUA
Manis pentadactyla (Chinese pangolin) is the source of this 3678-nucleotide messenger RNA. RefSeq names its product bile acid-CoA:amino acid N-acyltransferase (gene BAAT). Gene Ontology annotation, biological process: fatty acid metabolic process; acyl-CoA metabolic process. Gene Ontology annotation, cellular component: peroxisome. The coding region runs from base 398 to 1657 and encodes 419 amino acids. The transcript has 5 exons. The record is from RefSeq and is a predicted model, not a curated record. Gene Ontology annotation, molecular function: fatty acyl-CoA hydrolase activity. NCBI's taxonomy places the organism in Eukaryota, Metazoa, Chordata, Mammalia, Pholidota, Manidae.